AUGCAGUACAACAAGAUCAUCUUUCAACUGAUGGCCUGCUUUGCGACUCUUGAGCUAGUGCUUGGUUAUCCCCAGGAGCGAAUUAAUUCAGCGGAACAGAUCCAGAGAUUAAGUGACGCCAACGAGGGCGAAAAUCAAGCACUAACAUCCAGUGAGGUCCUCGAAAACCUCUACAGAUAUGAGAGAACUUUGAGCAGAUUGCGAAGAGCUCUGGAGGAGUUGGCCUAUGAGGAGGCGGCUGAUGACAUGGAGCUUGCCGAGAUCAAUGUAUUCCGACCCCUUUUCCGCUAUCGAUCUCAGGUGGUGAAGGUAAAGAAUCCCCAGCAGCAGCAGUUUGGCUAACCGGUUAA
Messenger RNA from Drosophila takahashii, 350 nucleotides. RefSeq lists its product as uncharacterized. Lineage: Eukaryota; Metazoa; Arthropoda; Insecta; Diptera; Drosophilidae. The record is from RefSeq and is a predicted model, not a curated record.